This is a messenger RNA of Eubalaena glacialis (North Atlantic right whale), 1275 nucleotides long. RefSeq names its product YY1 associated factor 2 (gene YAF2). Gene Ontology annotation, molecular function: transcription coregulator activity; DNA binding. The record is from RefSeq and is a predicted model, not a curated record. NCBI's taxonomy places the organism in Eukaryota, Metazoa, Chordata, Mammalia, Artiodactyla, Balaenidae. Gene Ontology annotation, cellular component: nucleus. The transcript is spliced from 5 exons. Bases 135 to 749 code for a protein of 204 amino acids. Gene Ontology annotation, biological process: positive regulation of DNA-templated transcription.
UCCGGAGCUCGGCGGUGCGGCCUUCCCCGCCCCCUCCCUCCUCCCCCGCCCGCUUCCGCCCGGCUUAUUAUCCUCCUUAUUGACAAACAGAGCGGCCGCGGCGGCGACUCUCGGCGUGCGUUUGUAGCCAAGCCAUGGGAGACAAGAAGAGCCCCACCAGGCCGAAGCGGCAGCCGAAGCCGUCCUCGGAUGAGGGUUACUGGGACUGUAGCGUCUGCACCUUCCGGAACAGCGCCGAGGCCUUCAAGUGCAUGAUGUGCGAUGUGCGGAAGGGCACCUCCACCCGAUCCACAUUCUUUGAAGUUAUUGUGAAUGCCUCGAGGACCAAGGGACCGUUGAAAUUUCCAAUUUCAGGAAGGAAACCUCGGCCUGUCUCCCAGUUGGUUGCACAGCAGGUUACUCAGCAGUUUGUGCCCCCUACACAGUCAAAGAAAGAGAAAAAAGAUAAAGUAGAAAAAGAAAAAAGUGAAAAGGAAACAACUAGCAAAAAGAACAGUCAUAAGAAAACCAGGCCAAGAUUGAAAAAUGUGGAUCGGAGUAGUGCUCAACACUUGGAAGUUACCGUUGGAGAUCUGACAGUCAUUAUUACAGACUUUAAGGAGAAAACGAAGUCACCGCCCGCAUCUAGUGCUGCUUCUGCAGAUCAACACAGUCAGAGUGGCUCCAGCUCUGAUAACACAGAGAGGGGAAUGUCCAGGUCAUCUUCACCCAGAGGAGAAGCCUCAUCAUUGAACGGAGAAUCUCAUUAAAGUUUAUUUUCUCCAAUUUCCUAGUCACUUCUGUCAUACCAUGCAAAUACACAGAUUAUGCCAAGAAGUACCACAUUUUCAUGACAAACAUAUUCAUGCACAAUCCAUAAUUUGCAUUUUACAUAAAAUAGAAAUUUGUUAGAUUUUAUUGCAAUCUAUGCCUACCAAACAUUUCCAGACUUAACAUUUUGGUCUCCACAGUUAAAGGUGCCAUGAAAAUGUGGUUGAAUUACUCAUUAUGCAGUGUUAUUGGUAAGUCUAUUUUCACUUUUAGUUUAGUGAAUUCUAACACAUAAUUCUUGAAUUCUCUACUAUUGGCAUGUAACGAAUUUAAAUUUUUAUAACAUAGUGCAAGCUGCCUAAAUAUGUAUUAUUUGAGAAUUGUGAAACAAAUAGUUAUAUGUAUACAAGUCAAAAAUCAACUUAAUCAACUGUUGCUACAACAGAAUUUUCUUAAUGGUUAUCCUCUUAAAUACACCUGCUGGUACUUGGUGUGGUUAAAUAGGAAGAUUGUUAUUAAAUAAAG